AUGUCAAACCAGACUUCCUUCUCGAAUAAUACUUUCAGCUCCAACAAUACCCUGUCGAUGCCUCAAAUUUGUAUCAUAGAUGGUAACUCUGAUAUUUAUGGACUCGGUAUUCGCAUCGGUUUCUACUUCCAAUGGUAUGCCUCAAUUCUUGCAUCUGCUCCCAGAGGUUCUUCAGGAAAAGUUGCUUCGGACGAAGUUCAAGGGCUCAUGUUUUCCAUUGUUCUCUUCACUGUUGCGACUUUCCUGGCUCUGAUCAUUCAAACAUCGACGCUACAACUGGCUGAGGUUUAUAUUAUUCUACUCUUAGUAAUGGGCUAUCAUUAUUACUUCAUACCUAAGAUGUUUAUGGCACUCCUCAGCUUUAUCAAACAGCUUCUCAGCAAAGGGGAGAAAGAUGAGACGGGGCAAAGGAAAAACCGUGUAUGGGAAUUUAUUCUUCUAGCUGGUUUAUUCUUCUGUGUCAUUUCUUGUUUUCAGCUAUGGUUCUGGGGUGGAGACUUUCAGGAUCGCAACGGAAAGUCUAACACUUGUCCUAGUUUUGGAUUUGGAUUCAUGAGGAUUGAUCUCGAGAAUAUUGCAUUUCAUACUUUCAAUAUUACAUGUUGGGUUUUGUUGUUGAUACUUAGCUUGAAAUCCGGUGCUAGCAGCACGAGAUCAUCGAAAGAGUCAAACUCGAAAUAUGAUUCCAUGCGGUUUGGGAUUCUUUUCAUUUCUAUGACGGUUAUCAUUAUUGCUAUUGAAAAAAGCAUAGUAUGGAAUCAAAUUACUGGAGUGACGACAUUAGCUGGGGCCGGACAGCUGAUCCCUUUUCUUAUCGGACUGGGAUCGUUGUUUAGGGUUUGUUAUGUUGGAGUGAAAGGGAAUGACCGUCGAGAGGAGUUAUGA
Molecule: messenger RNA, 885 nt
Organism: Botrytis byssoidea
Lineage: Eukaryota; Fungi; Ascomycota; Leotiomycetes; Helotiales; Sclerotiniaceae
Exons: 2
Coding region: 1-885 (294 amino acids)
Source: RefSeq, a predicted model, not a curated record